AUGUCCAGAUUAGCUCCGGUGGACGAGCUCACCGAGUCAGAUGGAACCAUCAGUCCAUCUUGUUUUCAUUCCCGCUCCCUAGACAAGCAGAAUCAGCCUCCCAUGGAGUCGAGGGAUCCACGAGAAUGGUCUUCUGGCCGCAAGACCCUGCUCUUCAUCGCACUCAUGUCGAGCUCAUUACUGGCUGAUGGUGCAAUGGUCUGGGGCUCAACGUUAGUAACUCCCCAAGCGAUCGACUGGGAUAUCACCGUCGAUCACUCGGCCACCAGUAUGAACUAUGGAAUCCUUCUCCAAGGAUUCGGCGGUCUCUUCGCCGUUCCCUUGAUCGAGGCCUACGGACGAUACCCAAUCUGGAUCUGGCCACAAGUCAUCACCAUGCUGAUGGUCCUGGGCGCCACUCUUUCCAAUGACUAUGCCACGUUCACCACGUUCCGCUCCCUGCAGGGCCUGUUCGGGACCGUACCGCAGGUGAUUGGCUUACCCAUCAUUCACGAUAUCUAUAGGCCACAUGAGUGGCCUCGUAUGAUCAAUAUCUGGGGCACCACGUUUCUAGUUGGCCCGUUCUUGUGUCCCGCCAUCGCGGGCUACAUUGGUGCUGGCACGGAUUGGAAGGUCUCGUUUGGGGUCUUGACGGCCUUGUACGGUCUGUCGACCGCCAUGGUUCUUCUGUUCGGGCGCGAGACAUAUUAUACCCCGCGCAAACCGAUUGGCUCUCGGUUCGGCUCGUACUUUGGAUUUGGAAAUACUGGGCUGCCGAAGUUGGCUAUGAUUGCUGAUCGGUGCCGGGUGAUGGUGAUUUAUGUGUUCAAGUUCCCGCUUUUCAUGACUGGAAUUGCUGUUCUGGUGACAUUUACUUGGCCCAUUGGUAUCACAACUACCAUCGACACUUUUUUACAUAGUCCUCCCUACCUCUUCGAUACGAUCGAGGCCUCCUCCAUGCGAUUUGCCGGAGUCAUCGGGACUCUCUGUGGAUACCUGGUUGGUCAUGUCUUUAACGAAUGGAUCUACCGUCGUCAUUCUCACAACUGGCGCACCGAGUACCGCCUACAUGGAGUGUGGUUUCCAGUUGGUUGUAUGGCAUCCGGCUUGCUCACCUAUGGGUUGACCAUGAACUUUGCCAAACACUGGAUCGGCAUUGCAUUUGGAUGGAUCAUGGUGAAUACAGGCCUAGUAGCGAGCAUUGUGGCAAUUACUGCCUACGCUCUAGAGAAAUAUCCCGGCCAGGCAACCUGCGUCUCCGCCAUUUUGAAUAUGUGGCGUACCUGUGGUGGAUUCGCCGUAGGUUAUUUCCAACCGGCUUGGAUUGCCCGAAAUGGGGUGGGUCUGGUCUUUGGUAUCCAGGCUAUUAUUGUGGUGGUCGCCGCGAUCCUGACGAUAACUCCGGUGUUUUUGCGCGAACGUAAUCAAGGACACCUGGAAGAUACAGAAGCUGACACAGAGACUGCGACCGAGGCUGAGGUUGAGACUGAGGCAGUAGUGACUGUACUCCAUGAAUGA
This is a messenger RNA of Penicillium verhagenii, 1497 nucleotides long. RefSeq names its product putative MFS transporter. The record is from RefSeq and is a predicted model, not a curated record. Bases 1 to 1497 code for a protein of 498 amino acids. The transcript is spliced from 9 exons. Gene Ontology annotation, molecular function: transmembrane transporter activity. Gene Ontology annotation, biological process: transmembrane transport. NCBI's taxonomy places the organism in Eukaryota, Fungi, Ascomycota, Eurotiomycetes, Eurotiales, Aspergillaceae.